Messenger RNA from Mobula hypostoma (lesser devil ray), 3618 nucleotides. Its product is annotated as zinc finger protein 436-like. Gene Ontology annotation, cellular component: nucleus. Gene Ontology annotation, biological process: regulation of gene expression. NCBI's taxonomy places the organism in Eukaryota, Metazoa, Chordata, Chondrichthyes, Myliobatiformes, Myliobatidae. The record is from RefSeq and is a predicted model, not a curated record. Bases 449 to 2827 code for a protein of 792 amino acids. The transcript is spliced from 6 exons.
GGUGCGGGGUGCGGGGUGCGGGUGCGGGGUGCGGGGUGCGCACCUCAUGCAGGCCAGCGGGGGCUGGCGGCCUGGAGCGCGGCUGGCGGCCAGACGGAGGAUCAGAGAGAUGGUGGAGACACAGGAAUUCGUAGAUGCAAGAAUCCAGAGCAACCAACAAUCAGCUUGAGGAGCUCAGCAGGUUGAACAGCGUCUGUGGGCAUAGAAAUGAUGCGACCUGACCAGCUGAGUAUUCACGAUCUCUCGAUCUGCCCUGUCUUCACUGAUAGCAGACCGGGGUCACUGGCCCUGCAGCUGGCCGGAUCUGCAUCACUUCAGAAACAACAUCUCCGUUCCUGACACUGAACAGUCGAUCUCCAUCAAAGACCUCUGGACCAAGGAGUAGGAAAGCUGGCUUUGUCACCACUGACCAACAUUGGGACACUCUAGUUUAGAGAGUCGCAUUGCAAUGUCGUCUCCACCAUGUCCUCAGCUGUCCCAGACUCCCGACGCCGAUCGAGACCCCUCUCCCCCUGCAGUGGGGCAAGAGGCAGGGGAUCCCCGGCCAUCUUCUUUCAUCAUGUCCCCGAGGUCGCCAGCAACAGCAGCAGCCAAAAUCACAGCAGAGGAGGAGCCGUCCACCCCUAGGACAUCUACACAGGAGGAGGGGCUGGUGUGGACCCCCAAGCAGGAGGAGGAGGGGGACGAGCUCUUUUCCACCCACCCUGACCUUGAAACAGACCCCGAAGCCAACCCCGAUGCUGACCCUGAAACUGACCCUGACGCCGGCUCUGACCCCGACCCCGACCGUGAACCUGAGGCUGAACCUGACCCCUUCGAGGAUGCGGGAUGGGGUGACGACUCUCCCCCCAGACUUCCUGAGCCCCCUGAUUCAGGGGGAGUGCGGGAGGGCUUCUCUCCACCCCUGCUGGGCCACAAUGGGGCAGUCACAGAGCCCCUCCCACACGCCGGUGUGGAGGAAGAGGAGGAGGGGGUGAAACGUCAACGCCGGCCCAAUCGCUUCCCAUGCCCCGAGUGCGGCAAAGGUUUUGCCUGCCCCUCCCACCUGGAGCGGCACCUCCGCACUCACACCGGUGAGCGCCCCUUCGAGUGCUCCGUCUGCGGAAAGACCUUCGCCACCCUCAGCCACCUGGCCCUGCACCGGCCCCGGCACGGGGCCCCCCGUCCCUUUGAGUGCGCCAUCUGCGGCCGCUGUUAUCCCACCUACUCGGAGCUCUCCUCCCACCAGCGUUUCCACAGCGGCCGCCGCCCCUAUCCCUGCCAGCUGUGCCCCAAGCGCUUUUACACUUCCAGCGAACUGCGGGCUCACCAGCUGGCCCACACCGGCGAGCGACCCCACCCCUGCUCUGCCUGCGGCAAGCGCUUUGGCAGGCUGGGGCACCUGCUGGAGCACCAGCGCACCCACACCGGCGAGCGACCCUUCGAGUGUCCGCUCUGCGGCAAGCGUUUCCACUCCAGCAGUAACCUGACCCGGCACCGCCGCUUUCACAGCGGCGAGCGCCCCUUCGCCUGCGGUGAGUGCGCCAAGCGCUUCUUCACCUCCGGGGACCUUCGACGGCACCAGCAGACCCACGGCGGCGAGCGUCCCUUCUGCUGCGGCGAGUGCCCCCGCCGCUUUUACCGUUCCGGUGACCUAGUCAAGCACCAGCGCACCCACGGCGCCGAGCGGCCCCACGGCUGCCCGUCCUGCGGCAAGCGCUUCUGCACUGGCAGCGAGCUGAAGAUCCACGCCCGCUUCCACAGCGGCGAGCGCCCCUUCCCCUGCUCCCAGUGCCCCAAGCGCUUCUACACGGCCAGCGAGCUCCGGGUGCACGGGCGCACCCACACCGGUGAGCGUCCCUACUGCUGUCCGCUGUGCGGCAAGUCGUUCUACCGCUCUGGUGACCUGAGCAAACACCGCCGCACCCACACUGGUAUCAAACCCUUCGCCUGCACCCACUGCCCCAAACGCUAUUACACCUCCAGUGAGCUGGGCGUGCACUGUCGCACCCAUACCGGCGAGAAGCCCUUCCGCUGUCAGCUCUGCUCCAAGGGUUUCUACACAGCUAGUGUGCUGGCCAAGCACAGGCUGACCCACGCUGCCUCGCCCAGCGGCCUCUUCCAGUGCCGUCUCUGCCCCCAGCGCUGCCCCAGCGCCGCCCGCCUACGCCUGCAUGAGCGCCAGCACUCUGGCGAGCCCGCUUUCCAGUGCGGCGUGUGCCAGCGCCGCUUCUACACCGCAGGUGGCCUCAGCAAACACCAGAACGUGCACGAUCCGGUGGCCGUGGCGGCGGCGGCUGCCCAGCAGCGACUGGCUGACGCCCGCACCCAGCAGCUGGCCGAGGCUGCCGAGCGGCAGCUGGAGGAGGUCCGUGCCCAGCAGCAUGUGUCCGAGGUCAUACCUGCCAUGCCCGACCCCACCCUCGGCACCCGUCCUCCACCCACCCUCUUCGAGUGCGGCAUGUGCAAGCGAGGCUUCAGCUCCUGGGCCGAGCUGCUGGCCCACCAGCCGCAGCAUGAGGGGGAGCGGGCGGUCCAGUGUGCCACCUGCCGCCAGCUGUUCGUGGCACCGGCGGGCAGCGAGGAGGGGGGGGGCUUAGCAGGCCUGGGGACGGGAGGGGGUGCGGCCGAGCCCGAGGACGCACACUGUCCCCUCUGCCGGGGACACUUGGCUAGUUUUGACAUCGGCGGCUUCGGCCUGGGCGUCUCCAAUUUCGAGCUUUGCCUGCAGGGGGCCUUCCCUGGCGGCCCCGCCCCUGGAUGGGACGGCACCUCCGUGGGGGACCUGUGUGGACAGGGUGCUCUUGCCCACCCCUCUGCCUGGCAGGGGGGCACUGGAGGGCAGUAGCUGGGUAAUGGCAAAGGGGAUGUGGGGGGAGUGGAGCGGCCUAGGGUUGGGAGAUCUCGCGAUGUUUUCAUCCCUUCCUUCCUCCCUAACCAAUCCCUGCAGCAACUGGGGAGCAGAGAAGGGACGUUCAGUGAGGGUAGUGAGUGUGAGAGCGAGGAGUGCAGAAUGAAUGUCACCGUGUGAGUCGGUCAGCGAGAGUGAAUGAGCCGAGAGAGGAGUGCCUGGGUGUGAAUGUGGAUGUGUCGGUGAGAACAAGUGUGAUUGAGUGGAAGAGUGAUUGAGCCAGUGCAGGUGAAUGGAAAGCAGGAGAGGGUGUGAAAGAGGCAAUGAAAAUGAACGAGUCUGAAUACAUGAAGCAGAGAAGCUGAGUGGAAGAUGGGUGAGUAAAGCAGAGAGAGAGUGGGGAGAAAGAGGGAGUGAGUGAAUAAAUGAAUCAAAGAGUGAAUAAGUGGCAGAGGAUGAUGGGGAGAGUGUGGAGGUGUGAGAGGGCGAGGAGGAGUGGAGCUGAGUAAGGCCAAAACCAAUCGAUACCACUGUGCCCCUCCCUCGACCAGCCCCCCUCCCUCUGCUGAGGGGUACUGAGCCCACCGUGCCCCUCCCUCCAUCAGUGCUCCUGGUGCGGGAUACUGAGCCAAGCCACCGCAGGAAUCAGGCAGCCGUGGGGUGGGGUGGGGGGUCCGGUCCGGAGGAGCUUCCUCCAAUGUCCAAGCCCCCUUUUGUCUCGAUCUGUUGCUUCUCCUCUGUACAAUGUGAAUUAAAAUGGAAGGUGAUAAUACAAAACUCAUAGUGCU